GUAUAAGAGACGCAGGCAGGCGUCUGCCCUCCUGUUACUGGAUUUAUCCCGUGACCCACUGUGAGACCACCUUUACAGGAGCAAUCUACCAACCACAGGAGUUCUCUACGUACAGCAAUGGCGUUCCAGUCCAAUGUGAUCAACUCGCAGCCUCAGGUCACCGUCACUCAGUACACGGUGACGUCCGGGUCCGUAGACUGGAGUUCAAACGUGUGCGACUGCUGUGAAGACUUUGGCAUCUGUCUGUGUGCCACGUUCUUACCGUGUAUCCUGGGCUGCCAGGUGGCUCAGGACCACGGGGAGAGCUGCUGCCUGCCCUUCCUCCCAGGGGCCAUGAUCGCUCUGAGGACCAGCAUGCGAGACAAAUACCAUAUCGAGGGCUCAGUGUGUGACGACUGGUUAAUCAUGGGCUGCCUGCCGCUGUGUGGACUGUGUCAGAUGGCUCGAGAGCAGAAGAGGAGAGGAUAGAUAUAUUUUUUACAUUAAACCUAAUUUUUUUUAUUGCAAAGAAGUGGAAUAUAUGGAAAAUGACAUUGGUUUGGACAACAUGUCAAAUAAAUCAACUUUUAAAUGUAUUGACAUUUCCUAAAUACCUAGAAAAGGUUUAAAAGUUCAGAAUAAUUGCCUGAUAAUAAGAGUGAAUUGUUGUCUUGUUAAUUCCUUAUUCUUUAAUAUCA
Molecule: messenger RNA, 677 nt
Organism: Gymnodraco acuticeps
Lineage: Eukaryota; Metazoa; Chordata; Actinopteri; Perciformes; Bathydraconidae
Gene: cnfn
Product: cornifelin
Exons: 4
Coding region: 118-468 (116 amino acids)
Cellular component (GO): cornified envelope
Source: RefSeq, a predicted model, not a curated record